Molecule: messenger RNA, 438 nt
Organism: Acytostelium subglobosum LB1
Lineage: Eukaryota; Evosea; Eumycetozoa; Acytosteliales; Acytosteliaceae
Exons: 2
Cellular component (GO): myosin II complex
Molecular function (GO): calcium ion binding
Source: RefSeq, a predicted model, not a curated record
UCCAAGUUGAACGAAGAAGCACAGGCAGAGUUUAGAGAAGCAUUCACUCUGCACGACUCAAACAAGGAUGGCAGAUUGGAGCCAGCAGAGAUAGCAUCUGCCUUGCGAUGGCUUGGACAAAACCCAUCAGCAACUGAUAUCAACGAUAUAAUAAGAGAGUUUGGAGGUAAUGGAGCACUGACAGUUGAAGGUCUGUUUAACUAUCUUGGAAAGAAGGUUGUCGACGAUUUCGAUGAGCAAGAGUUGAUCGAAGCAUUCCAGGUGUUUGACAAGGAUGGCAAAGGAUUGAUUGGAGCCUCAGAUCUCAGACAUAUAUUGACCAACCUUGGUGAGCGUUUGAAUGAGGAACAGGUCGAGGAGAUGCUCAAACAAUCAGUUGGCUCUGGUGAUGGUGCCAUCAACUAUGAACCAUUUGUAAAGAAUAUGUUGAAGAAGUAA